Messenger RNA from Chenopodium quinoa (quinoa), 3411 nucleotides. RefSeq lists its product as uncharacterized. NCBI's taxonomy places the organism in Eukaryota, Viridiplantae, Streptophyta, Magnoliopsida, Caryophyllales, Amaranthaceae. The record is from RefSeq and is a predicted model, not a curated record. Gene Ontology annotation, molecular function: nucleic acid binding. The transcript has 5 exons. The coding region runs from base 1 to 3411 and encodes 1136 amino acids.
AUGGCACCUCGAAAUUCUGCGAGUAAUUCUGGAAAUUCUAAUUCCGAUCCAAAUACAGAGGUUGAUCCAACACAGAAUCCAAAUUAUGUGUACUUUCUGAGUAAUUCUGAUCUAGCUACAUCAAAAUUGGUGAAUAUAGUAUUUGAUGGAACAAGCUUCAAUGACUGGAAACGUUCUAUGACAAUUGCAUUAGCAGCAAGAAACAAAUCGUGUUUUGUUGAUGGAAGUUUGAAUCAACCUUCAAACAAUUCACCAAAUCUCAGAAUCUGGAAUAGAUGUAAUAAUUUGGUGAUUUCCUUGAUCUUAAAUUCUCUUGAACCUUCAAUUGCUCGAAGUGUUCUUUACUUGAAGACAGCUAGAUCAAUUUGGCUGGAUCUGGAAGAAAGGUUUAGUCAAUCUUCUGGACCUCAGUUAUUUUCGGUGCAACAACAAUUAGCAGACAUAUCUCAAGGAGAAUCUGAAGGUAUUUCUGAAUUUUAUACUCGAAUUAAGCAAUUAUGGGAUCAGUUGGAUGGAUUGGAUCCUUUACCUGCCUGUGUUUGUACUGGUUGUAACUGCAAUCUAACACAGCAGCUGUUUAAGUCUAAGCAAAGUCAGAGGUUAAUUCAUUUUUUUAUGAAGGUGCAUGAUAAAUUUUCUCAUACUAAGAGCACUAUUUUGAUGAUGAAUCCUCUACCAACUGUUACCAAGGCAUAUAGUUUGUUGCUUCAAGAGCAAACUCAUAUGAAUCUGUACAACAUUAAGAAUCAGCAGAAUGUAGAAUCUGCAGCAUUCUAUGCUAAGAAGUUCAAUGAUACCAGAACUCAAUUCAGCAACAACAGAACCUAUAAUUCUGCUGGAGGUGCAGGACAAAUGUUUGAAACUAAUUCUGCAGGCUCGAGUACAAGAAAUUUUGUUUACACCAGAAACAACUUGCGCACUUCGAGCGACGCCUACAUCUACCCUUCUGAUUUCAAAAAUAGAGCUAAGAAGGUAGCAGCAUCAGUUCAGCUGGAUGACUCUACUAUAUUAGAAUCAGCAGACUUGGUGAAUUUUUCAGUUACUCAAGAACAGCACAAGCAUAUUCUGCAUUAUCUUGAAAAACAACAGAAUGCUGAGCAAGGUGAACUCUUUGGAGGUUCAAGUUCCCUUGGCUUAGUAGUGACUUCUCAUUUGACAGGUAAUUUAUGUCUUGCUUCUUCUAUGCAUCUUACAUGGAUUCUUGAUAGUGGAGCUUCUGAUCACAUGUGUGCUGAUAUUUCAAUGUUUAAAACAUACUCAAAAUUACUUGAUGAAAGACUUAUAACAAUACCAGAUGGAAAGAAACUGAAAGUUGAGCAUAUAGGAACGGUUUUGCUUAAAUCAGACAUUACUCUUAAUAAUGUCCUACAUGUUCCUGGUUUUCAAUUUAACUUGGUGUCAAUAUCAAAGUUAUGCAAAGAUGUUUCAGGAUCAGUAUCAUUUACUAAUGAUACAUGUUUGCUUCAGGGCCCUUCUAUGAUCAGGCCUGAUCUUGCUUGUUCAAUAGCUGUUGAAGAAGCCAAAUUAUGGCAUCUUCGUUUAGGACACAUGUCUUUUGAUAAAAUAAAGUCUAUUAAGGGCACUGAUUCUCUUAGUUAUGUUCACACUCAAUUAUCUUGUCCUGAUACACCCCAACAAAAUGGGGUAGUUGAAAGGAAACACAAGCACCUCUUGGAGACUGGUAGAGCUUUGUUUUUUCAGUCCAAAGUACCAGCUAGAUUUUGGGGAGAUUGUAUCAUGGCAGCAACUUAUAUAAUCAACAGAAUGCCACUCAAAUCUGUUGGUUUUGUAACACCUUAUGAAAGAUUAUAUGGUUCUGCUCCUGACUUGUCUCAUCUAAAGAUUUUUGGCUGUCUUUGUUAUAUUUCAACUUCAAAAACUCAUAGAAACAAACUAGAUCCUAGAGCAACACCAUGUGUAUUUCUAGGAUACCCUCCAAACCAAAAGGCUUACAAAGUCCUUAAUCUUGCCACAAACAAAAUAUCAAUUUCCAGGGAUGUUAUUUUCUAUGAAAAAUAUUUUCCUUUUCAUUUUUCUCCCUCCCCUCACAAAACCUAUGCCAACAAAAUUUUCUUACCUGUUAACAACUCAAUUUCACAAUCUUAUUCUGAUAUUCCUGAAAUUUUCUCUGAUUUCAAUAUUACACCUAAUUCUGAUCCAGUUAGACAAUCUUCCAGAAUAUCUAAACCACCUACUCAUUUUCAUUGUUAUGCUGUUACUGAUCAUUGGUGUAACUUGGUCUCUUUUGAUUCUCUUCCUAAGAAACAACAGCUAGACAUAUGUGUUCAUCAAUCUCUUGUUGAACCAACAAGCUAUAGUGAGGCAGCUCAGAAUUCUUCCUGGGUAGAUGUUAUGGAUAAAGAGAUUUCUGCUCUUAACAAGAACAAUACAUGGGACAUUGUUAUGUUACCCAAGGGAAAGAAAGCCAUAGGCUGCAAAUGGGUCUACAAAAUCAAGAAGAAUGCUGAUGGAAGUAUUGAAAGGUACAAGGAUAGACUUUUUGCCAAAGGUUUUACUCAAAAAUAUGGGGUUGAUUAUGAAGAAACCUUUUCUCCUGUUGUAAAAAUGUCAACUAUCAGGUCUUUGAUUUCCCUUGCUGCUCAGAAUGGUUGGAAUUUGUUUCAAUUAGACAUAAAUAAUGCCUUUCUUCAUGAAACUCUUCAUGAAGAAGUCUAUAUGAAGAUUCCAGAAGGUGUCUCUGCUCCUGCAGGGAAUGUUUGCAGACUUAAGAAGUCAUUAUAUGGCCUAAAACAGGCUUCCAGGAAAUGGUUUGCCAGAUUGGUUGAAGAAUUAAAGUUUCAAGGUUUUAAUCAGUCAAAAAAUGACUAUUCUCUAUUUUUGAGAAAAGAUGGUGUUGAUACAACUGUUAUUGCAGUUUAUGUUGAUGAUAUCAUCAUUACUGGUUCAAAUGAUGGUUUAACUUCUGAUCUAAAAGCUCACUUACAUCAUACUUUCAGCAUAAAGGAUUUGGGACAACUGAGUUAUUUUCUUGGCAUUGAAGUUAGUAAGUGUCAAGAUGGCUAUGUUCUGUCUCAAAGAAAGUUUACUAAAGAGCUUCUGCAAGAAUGUGAGUUGGAUAUUUCAAAGACUGCUAACACUCCUUUUCCAUCUCACAUGAAGUUAUUUUCUGAUCAAGGAGCUCUAUAUGAUAAUGCUGCCCUAUAUAGGUGUUAUGUUGGGAAAUUAAAUUUUCUAACUAACACAAGGCCUGAUCUUGCUUUUGCUGUCCAAACUCUAAGCCAAUUCAUGCAUUCUCCCAGGGUUCCACAUGUUCUUGCUUUGCAACACACAUUAAGAUAUGUUGCUUCUACUAUUGGUCAGGGAAUUCUUCUAAGAGCUACUGAUCAACUCACUCUACAGGCCUUUCUGACUCUGAUUGGGCAGCCUGUCCUAGUUCAAGGAGGUCUGUAA